Molecule: messenger RNA, 1014 nt
Organism: Diplodia corticola
Lineage: Eukaryota; Fungi; Ascomycota; Dothideomycetes; Botryosphaeriales; Botryosphaeriaceae
Product: transaldolase
Exons: 2
Coding region: 1-1014 (337 amino acids)
Biological process (GO): carbohydrate metabolic process; pentose-phosphate shunt, non-oxidative branch
Cellular component (GO): intracellular anatomical structure
Molecular function (GO): transaldolase activity
Source: RefSeq, a predicted model, not a curated record
AUGCCCCCCACGUCCUCCCUCGACCAACUCCGCGCCCACACCACCAUCGUCGCCGACACGGGCGACUUCGCCGCCCUCUCCGCCUACGCCUCCACCGACGCCACAACCAACCCCUCGCACAUCCUCACCGCCCUCCGCCUCCCGCAAUCCGCGCACCUCCUCCGCGCCGCCGUCGCCCACGCCCGCGCCGCCCACCCCUCGCCGUCCUCUUCACCCUCCUCCGCCACCCCCGCGCAAAUCGACGCCGCCCUCCUCCACCUCCUCGUCUCCUUCGGCUGCGAGAUCCUCGCGCACGUCCCCGGCCGCGUCUCGACCGAAGUCGACCCCGCCCACGCCUUCUCCGCCGCCGCGACCAUCGCCUACGCGCGGCGCCUGAUCGCCGCGUACGAGGCGCGCGGCGUGGGGCGCGCGCGGGUGCUGGUCAAGGUGCCGGGGACGUGGGAGGGGUUCGCGGCGUGCGAGGCGCUCGAGCGCGAGGGCAUCGCCUGCAACGUGACGCUCGUGUUUGGAUUGCAUCCGCAGGGCGUGCGCGCGGCCGAGGUGCGCGCGACGCUGGUGUCGCCGUUUGUGGGGCGCACGCUCGAUUGGUGGCAUGCGAAGAGGCCGGGGGUGGAUUACUCGGGUGCGAAGGAUCCUGGGGUCGUGAUGUGUAGGCGGUUGUGGGAGUGGUAUAGGGCGCGCGGGGUGGAGACGGAGGUGAUGGGGGCGAGCAUGCGGAGUGUGGAGGAGUGUAGGGAGCUGUGCGGGUUGGAUCUGAUGACGAUGAAUGUGGGGUUGUUGCAGGAGUUGAAGGAGGCGGAGGUGGAGAUGAAGCCGGUGUUGGUGAGGGAGAAGGUUGCGAAGGUGGAUGGGUCGGUGGAGGACAAGUCGUACGCCAACGAUGAGGCGGCGUUCAGGAUGGAUCUUUUCAAUGAUCAUGCGGCGCAUGAUAAGAUGACGGACAUGAUGCGGCAGUUUUUGAGGGAUGCUGAGGCUACGAAAGCAGCUUUGAAGGAACUGCUGGAGGCCGCGUAG